AUGCUCUGGCGAAAGGGAAAGGGCGACGCCGCGGCCAAUUUGAAGAAGCAAGUCUACCAGCAGAGACUGCAAAUGGGACUUACCAAUUCGUCAGUGCCUCCUUCACUGCCCAGACGUCACACAGAACCACUCCAGGCUCCAGGAGAGAAUGGACUCCCCCAGGCGGGCACCGAACAGACCUCCUCAACAGAAGAUGCUCUCACGCAGGAGUAUAUGCUGGCAGAUCGCCGUGCUACGAUAUCAGUAUACAUCCUCUGCCGAGUCCUGAUUGCAAUUUUUGAACAAAGUAGUCUGGCUGCAAUAACCCAAGAUCUAGCCAACAAGCUCGAGGACAUCUUGUUCACCCAGAUCAGGGAGGUUGAGCCUUCGCAGAUCUUGACAUCGACCAUUCGACUUGCCAAUUGGAAGAUCUAUGGUGAAGUCCUAGGCCACAUGAGUCGCCUUGACUUUGUCAAUGUCACCUUUCGGUUUACCCAGCAACUAGAACAGUGGCAAGUGGAUUUUUCGAAGAGCCCGGGAACUGCUACGGCCAGAGAUAUCGAAUCUCGUCUUGAACUGCUCCUGCUUGGUAUGCGCCAUCUCCACAUUUCUGUUACGAGAGAAGCAGCCUUAAGUGUUGCCGAAUUUCUAAGAACACUUGCGGCCCUGUUCUCCGACGCGCAUGGACCUCGCGUAAAGCAAGCAUAUUGCCAGCUCUUCGAACGCAUGCUGACAGCGGUGGCGAGUAACCCCGAGUGUUUUCAGGCGGUGCCGAAGUGGAAAGAUUUUGUAGAGACCGUCAACUCGCGCCUAGGAAACAUGUUGGUCAAGGUUCGUCAUUGGAAUACGGGUUUUCCGGUGUCGAUUCUGCUCCUGUGCGUUUCGCCUAUCGAUGUGUUCUCCACGCAGUGGUUGCCAAUGAUUUCGACCCUGGCCCCCAAACUCAAGGAUAGGUCAACAAGAGCUCUUGCUUUGCAGGCAAUCUGUCAGCUGGUCUGGACGUACAUUACACGCGUCGCAGACACCACCCAAGUCAAAUUGCGUCGAUUGGAAGACAUCAUCAAAAUCACAAUUCCGCAAGGGAGAAAGACACACGUUGUCUCUGAGCCAUCCACCGCCGCUCCAUUGGUCCAGUUCAUCAGGAUCAUUGGCUUUGCGGCCCAGGACCUUUGCUUUCGCUCAAUCAUCUUUCCCCUCCUCCAUUAUGACAUGUUCCAAACCAGUCGAAGUCUCAAGAUUGAGAACAUGGAGCUAGAACGCAUGGUUAUUGGAAUACGAGCAUUUCUUGCUGUCAUGGCCGAUUUGGAGAAAAAUAGCCCGAGCGGGCCGCCGUUCCCUGCGUUCACCGUUUCAUCGCAGAACAUUGAUGGCCUACCAUCCUCGCCUGGGAGCAGGAGGACUAGUCUCGGCCUUGAUACGCCACUUCGACCGCGCUUUGAAGACGAGAGUCCCUCAAUUCCAGUCAAUACGGCAGUCCUGGACGAAAGUGCUAGACAGUACUAUUUGCAGUUUUGCCAAAUUUUGGGCAAGAUCACAAUCCUCUGCGACAAUACUUUUGGCGGACAAGCUACUCUGAAUGAGAAGCUGUCAUCAAACGUGACUCCAAAGACUCCUCUUGCCGAUGCAUUCGCUUUAACUCGCGGCCAGGACGGGACUGUCACUGAUCAGCGCCAGCUGUACUAUGAGUUGCUCCAUGUGGCUAUCCAAGCUCUUCCUCGUUGCUUCACCGAUCACAUUCCCCUGAGCCCAUUGAUCAACCUUCUGUGCACAGGCUCUGCUCAUGUACAAGCCAAUAUAGCAGCCUCUGCCACACAAUCUCUGAAGGCAAUUGCAAAGCAGGGCCACGCUCAAGCUGUAGCCAUUGCCUUUCCACGUUUCAUCUUCCACUAUGACUCCCAAUACUCUACGAUGUCAGACGAGGGCCGUCUGGGACCGGCGCAUAUCGAGGCGACGUUGACACUAUAUCUCGAAUUGUUACAAAUAUGGACAGAGCAGCUCAAGCAGAAGGCGGUGGCAAGCUCUUCAGAAAUGAGAGAUCGCUCGAUCACGGGCUCUCAGCGAGCUCUGCAGAUGGAACUGACAAAUGUCAUCCCGCAUGUGGAUGAAAUAGAAGCCUAUGGCCUGUUCUUCCUCUGCUCGCAGUCUCGCCGCGUGAGAGCAUUUGCUGUCAAGGUCCUUCGACUUGUUCUUCAGUUUGAUUCGGUCCUCGGCCAAGAUGUGCCAUCUCGCAUCAUCAAACUUCUUGAAGGCCAGUCAUCAGUAAUUUUGGACUUGCACGAGGAUGCGCUGAAUGUCGCAGAACGCAGCCGCUUACAAAAGGAUAAGCGCACUGGUCCUGGCCAAAGCACACUGAUUGAGAUCUGCAGCUCUGAAGUGUCCUAUGAUUCGACCCUCUGGUUCAAGGCUUUCCCGAAUUUGAUCCGCGUUGUAUUUGAUGCAUGCCCAAAUGCCAUUGCCUUAUGCCGCGGAACAGUCACGGACAGAUUGAUGAUGAUGCAGAAUGACGUUGAGGCGUUUUCAGAGACGACUGGUGCAAAUGCGGCAACGUAUGAGUACCGUCUGCAGGGACGAAGCUCGGCAACAUCUGCAGAGGUGCUCUUUGAGCAGUGGAAGUUGUACCUUAUCAUGGCCUGCGUCACUCUAAGUUCUCCAGGGGGCCAAUCUCGGAGCCAGCUUGCCGAUGCUGCUGCCCAUUCAAGGAAGACCUCCAAGGGCACUGCAACAGCACAAGACAAGAUGAGUUCUGCCAGAGCGUUGUUCUCUGCCAUCAUUCCAAUGCUUGGUGCAGCGCCCGACGCCAUACGUGAUGCAGUAGUCUCUGCUCUCGGUUCCAUCAAUCGCAAACUUUGCCGGACACUUCUCGAAUCGCUUCAGUAUGCGGUGAUCAAGUGCAAUGAUGAGGCAAAGGCGAGAAUCAACCAUCAGAGGACUCCAAGCAGCCCACAGCGAUCUCAGCAGACCGAACGGUUACGAACGGAGGUUACGCAUGUAUACAAGCUCACAGCGGCCUUCUUGCGUUUCGAAGAUAUCUAUGAAGACGACUGGAUUCUACAUAACCUCGUUAAUUACACGAGGGAUCUGCGUAUCUUUCUGAGCGACAAUGACGUGCAGAAUGAUUGGCGAUUCCAAAGACUAAGAUACCAUUUCUGUGGGUUAGUCGAGGAGGUCUUCGAAGGGGUCAACAGAUCGAAAACGCCGUCUCGCUGGAUGCCUUUCGAAUCGCGGAAGUCUGCAUUUGCCCUGAUGGAAGACUGGUGCGGCUACUCCGCAGAGCGGAAUUUGAUGGAUCCCAAUCACGGCCAUGCCCGCGACUUGCAUGAUCGGAUGAACGCGAGUGCUGCACUUGAGAAAGAGAAGAACAAUCUGCGAGUAGCUGCCCUGAGCGCAAUGGCGACAUUGUGCGCUGGGCCGAUCAGCAUCAAAACUGACAGCAACGCGAUCCUGUCAUUCAACCUUCAACGCAUGCUGUCAUGGAUCGAUACCAUUUUCGCUACAAGCAAUCACAAGAUGCACACCAUUGGGCGACGAGCGCUUAAGCUCCUCCUGAUGCACAAUCCGGAGCAUCUCGUCCUUGCCGAACAUGCUAUCGAGCAAUGCUACCGGACGGAAUCCUCGAUGGCGCUGGAGAGCUAUUUUACUGUGGUUUGCGAGGUUCUCAUUGAACAGCCAGACUAUCCCCUAGCCUUUUGGAAAAUUCUCAGCAUCACUGUGUUCACCUUGGGUAACGAAAAUCGUGAAAUCAGAAUGCAGGCGGCGCAUCUGAUCCGCACUCUACAUGAACGCCAACAUAAGAGCACCAAUCUUCAAGAGUUUGACAUCAGCAUUUCCGACAAGACGCGUGCUGUAUACAAAUUGGCCCAAUUUGAAUACUCCAAGCGACUUGCAAAGGCCAACUCAGACAUCGCGUUCAUGAUCUUCUCCGAGUUUUCACUCCAUUAUAAAUCUGCACGUAACGAUCAUCAGCGCAACAUGGUCGUCGCCAUCUUACCCUGGUUGCAGACUCUCGAGCUCCAGGUCGACCCGGGGACCGGGUCUCCAACUGCCGCCUCGUAUAUGCUUCUGGCAAACAUGUUCGAAAUCACGAUUUGCUCAAGCAGCGCAAUGCACAACGAGGUCCAAGCCUUGUGGCAAGCCCUGUCAACAGGACCUCAUGCGGGAAAUGUGCAACUGAUUCUUGACUUCAUUAUUUACCUGUCGCUCGAUCGCCGCGAUCAGAACUUUGUCGAAUACGCAAAGCAAAUCGUUGUAUAUCUUUCUUCCACUCCUGCCGGUUCACGAGUGCUGGAAUUUUUCAUGUUACAACUCGCGCCAAAGAACAUGGUUAAUGACAGAAAGCAUGCUGAUGUAGUAAUGCCUGAUACAAGAAAUCUUCCCUACGUGGCUGAUUUGACAUCCCUUUUGCCUAUGGGCAACAAACAGGUUGGUCUUUCCUUAGGACAAGUCUCCCUGAUUUUCUUAGUCGACCUCAUGGUUACACCGGUGACCCUGGCCAAAGAUGAGGCGAUCAAGCUCAUUCAUACUGUCCUCAUCCUUUGGGACCACUACACAACGUCAGUCCAGGAACAGGCUAGAGAGAUGCUGGUCCACCUCGUUCACGAAUUGGUAACCACAAAGAUCGACUCGCAGAUCCUCUCCUCUGUCAAGUCAGACAUUGAAAGUCUUGUUGCUGCAAUUCGAAGCAACAGUCCUCGGAUAAGCUGGACUUACGAGAGCAACACAAGGAAGGACGAAGACGAUGGCGCUAGCCGGGUACCGCAGGCAAUGGGGGUUCUCACCUCGGAAAUUGUCAACAUUUUCAAUCUAGCGUUUGACAAUUUUAGCGACAGCUGGGCUAAAGAAGCGCUGCACUGGGCCUCUAUCUGUCCUGUCCGGCAUUUGGCAUGUCGGUCGUUCCAAGUAUUUCGUUGCAUUUCUGUCAGCCUCGAUGCUAGGAUGCUUGCGGAUAUGCUUGCACGACUUUCCAACACGAUUGCCGAUGAGCACACGGACUACCAGACCUUCUCGAUGGAGAUCUUGACAACACUCAAAGUCAUCAUUGGAGCACUGGAACCCAAAAAUCUUCUGAGAUAUCCGCAGCUCUUCUGGACGACAUGCGCCUGCCUCAAUACCAUUCAUGAAAGGGAGUUCUACGAGACGUUGGGAAUGCUCGAGAAAUUCCUCGACAAAUUGGACUUGUCCGCUCCGGACGUUACGGACGCUAUGAUGAAGGGGCUCCCCGGAAAAUGGGAUGGCGGCUUUGAGGGGCUGCAGCCACUGCUUUACAAAGGGUUGAAGUCGGCCGACAGCUUGGACAAGACGCUUUUCCUUCUCCACAAACUCGCAGACCUGCCGGAUUGCCAACUAAUUGGGAACGACAAUCGCCUCCUCUACUGUGUCCUGGCAAAUCUACCCCGGUGGCUUCGAAGCUUUGAACUCGACGAGAUCGAACCUAUGACGAUAGCUUCGGCCCAGAGACUCACAAAAGUGGCGAGCGCAGCUGGCCAUGAUCUUCUUUCGGCCACUCUUCAGCGUUUCGCCAAUAACGAAAUAACAUCGAGUCAAGAGAUGCUCACCACCACCAUUCAAGCUAUGAGGGCCGCGUACUUUCCAGCAUGCGACGCUCCAAGUUUGAUCUUCAUGAUCGGACUAUUGACCAACAAGACACCGUGGUUUCGAGUCAAAUUGAUGGACAUUCUAUGCGAGUUAAUCCCGAUUGUGAACAUGAAGAGCCAUGCCAUCACGACACAUGGACCCGAUCUCAUUUCUCCCCUGCUGCGGCUAUUGCAGACGGAGCACUGCACACAGGCUCUGGAAGUGAUGGACUAUAUCAUGGAGGUAGCAGCUACGCCCAUGGAAAAGCAUCACAUGCGGAUGAGCAUGGCUUCCGGCUCAGCAAAGGCUAUCAGAAAAGAGUAUGAGCGGACACAAAGCCUGUACGGGAUUCCCCACUCAUCCGGCUGGUCUAUCCCGACGCCUGCCAUCUAUUCUAGCAUGACGAGGCACAAUGUCCAUGCUGUUUUCUAUACAUGCGGCGACUCGGACUUGUUGAAUACUCAAGAAACCACCACUCCUGAUGUUGAGUUUCAAGGUGAUGAUGGCUACACGGAUUCAUACUUUCCCCCACAGAGUCGUGCUGAAACUAUCCGGUCACUGGAAGUGGCGGCAGACGCCAAUGUCAGUGACUUGGUCAACACACUUGACAGCCUCGAUGAUUUCUUCGACGAUCUUGAUGGCGACGACGUCUUAACUCCCACCGGCACCAGUCAGCUUGGCGUGUCCGUCAUUGCGCUUCCCACUCUUACCGAACACAGCACAGCGAUGUAUGACGAGCAGACUGCCCCGAUUCUUCGUCAGAGUCUAGCGCGGACUUCAUCGACAACGACGGUACAGGAUGGGUUUACCGAAGCCGGACCACUGCCUGGCAUCGUUCAUCGAACUCAGCCUAGUCUAUCGUCUCCAAGCUCUACCGCAGCUACACAAUCAUCCUUCUCUUCGAUCGACGAGUUGGGAGGCCCGGGACCGUCAUUGCCCAAUUCUACCAAGAAGCCUAUGCUCCAGAGCAUGCUUAGUCCUGUCAACCAUACUCGACCUGGACUUCAUGCCAGAUCAAUUACCUCUCCAGCGAACCAAUUUCAGGCAUCGCAACCAACUUCAUAUGGAAUGACUCCCAUGUCUGAAGGCGGAUCAUUCAGGUCUCAGGAUGAUUAUGCUGAUCAGUACGAUGAGGUCAUUAUGUCGGAUGGAGAGAGCAGUCCAUUUCCCUCGCUAAGCAUGACCAUAUCCAACCAGACCAAAUCUUUGUCAGGCCCAGGGCCCUCCGAAUAUCAGACAAUGCCAACAUCUGCAAACGAGACUGGAGGAGCAUUCAGCCUGCAGGGAAUGCGAAGAGGCAUGCGGCGUCUUACAGGCGGCAAGAGUGAAAGCCAAAAGGAGAAGGACAAGAUCAAAGACCUGGCGCGCUUACGCGGGCAAUCCGGAGGACAGGGACAAGCGACGGCGGCGUUGCAGAGUCCCAGGGUUCCAAGAGUGCCGGCGGAGUAUCUCAAUGCAUCCAAUACGAGCGGGGUCAGCCCAACUGCGAGCCCGGGAUUUUGA
Molecule: messenger RNA, 7053 nt
Organism: Fonsecaea nubica
Lineage: Eukaryota; Fungi; Ascomycota; Eurotiomycetes; Chaetothyriales; Herpotrichiellaceae
Exons: 2
Coding region: 1-7053 (2350 amino acids)
Biological process (GO): cell morphogenesis
Cellular component (GO): cell cortex; site of polarized growth
Source: RefSeq, a predicted model, not a curated record